GCUGAUCCAUCACUGCUGACGUCCAAUCAGAUGAGGGCUGAUGGGAUUGGCUCAAUCAAUGUGUUGUUUCCUCUCGCAUCUUGGAUACGUAGAGCAGUCUGCGUUAUUACCGUGGCCCUGCAUGUUGUGCGGUUUCUGUCGUUUGUCAUGGAAAACACGCGCUGCUUCACCAACCGCUUCUCUGACUACAAAGGCACGCUGCUCCCGGGUCAGUGCGCUCAGGCCGUCGUGCCCGCCGUCGUCGCCACCGUCGAUAAAAUCCUGAAAAAGGUUCCCAUCGACAUCAGCGACUGCGACGGAGGGCUGUACGAUGGCCCUGCCGGGGUGGCUUACAUGCUGUAUCAUGUCAGCGAGUGCCCGCUGUUCUCAGAGCAGCGGGACGCAUAUCUGAAGACGGCAAAGCAGAUCAUCGACGUGUCGGUCAGAUACGUGGAUGCGGAGCCUGACAAGAACAUGCGCGCCGCCUUUCUGCUCGGCGGGGCCGGUAUCUACGCGGUUGCCGCUAUGAUAUACAAAUCUCUGGGCUUGGCUGAUUUCGUUAAGCCGCUGACCAAAUUUCGUAACCUGUGGGAGGUGUGCGCGCCCAUCAAUUUUCUGGAGUGCGGCUCGGAUGAGCUGUUUGUGGGGCGAGCUGGGUAUCUGUGUGCUGCGCUGGUCCUCAGACAGAAGCUGGGCAUAGAGAUUCUGAGCAAAGAUCAAAUCAAAUCUAUUUGCCAGGCCAUCAUUGAAUCGGGAAAACAGUACGCCAAGAGGAAGAGAAAGCCUUUCCCCCUCAUGUACUCGUACUAUGGAACGGAGUAUCUUGGUGCAGCCCACGGCCUCUCAUCAGUGCUCCAGAUGCUGCUGAGCUACCAGGACAACCUCAGUUGGGCAGAGAAGGACCUGGUGUGGCAGAGCGUCGAUUUCCUAAUGAACCAGGAGCAGAACUGUAACUGGCCUGCAGAGCUGGGUGCCAUCAUCGAGAGAGAGAACGAACUGGUGCACUGGUGCCACGGAGCCCCAGGUGUGGCGUAUCUUUUUGCUAAGGCCUACCUGAUCAAUAAGAAACCCCAGUAUCUGGACACGUGUAUCCGGAGUGGGGAGCUCGUGUGGCAGAAAGGCCUGCUGAAGAAGGGACCUGGGAUUUGUCAUGGAGUUGCAGGCAGCGCUUACGUCUUUCUCCUGCUUUAUCGGCUCACAGGCAACUCGAAAUACAUCUACCGUGCGCAGAGGUUUGCAGAGUUCCUCUUCACUGAGGAGUUUAAGGCAGGCUCCCGCUCAGUGACCAGUGUCUUCAGCCUGUUUGAAGGCCUGUCGGGCACUGUUUGUUUCCUCGUUGACCUCCUGCAGCCGGACCAGUCAGAGUUUCCUCUGUUUAGUGUCUUUGUGUGAAUGAACCUGCUGCUCAGACAACACUCCCUCCCUCUGAAAUCUUUCAAUAACUGGAUUGGUAGAAACACUGUCUUGAUUGUAACUGUGAUCAGAGUGGGAGUGGGGGGAUGGAUGGUGUUUGGGAUUUAGAAAAUCACAUUUGAGUACAGUUGCAGUAGAAAAAGGCUCUUUUUUGUGUCUGUACUAAAGUGGUUGUUCAGCUUGUCCAGGCUUUAACAGAUUCAUUCCACUUACUGUAACAUUGUCCAUUUCAAUUUACAAUGUAUUCAGUUGUACUCAUGCAGAGGUGUUCAAACUGUGGGCCUCCCCAGGGCGGCAUGAGAGAGUUGAAGAGGAGGCGUGGAGUGAGAGACUUUGAAUUUGAGUCACAAAUGUUCUCUUUCUCUGAGUUAUAACUCAGUCAAAUCUAAACACAGAGACAUGUUACACAUACUUUUAGAUUCAACGUGACUUACACUUCCAGAUGAGAUUGUCAUUAUCUCCAAUGUCACUAAUAAACGUCCAUAAAUCAGGAACGUCAUAGAAAAAACAGUCCUUAUACUGGAACUAACUGAUUCAUAUUUUUAAUGGUGCCAAUUUCCCAAAAUGGAAACAAAUAUAGUCUAAAAAACAGCUUUGCUCAAGUUUGAAAACCCCUGCAAUAAAAUAUUGGCAGUUUUUUCUAUGCUAGUAGAUUGAAACUGCAGCAUAUUCUAAAAAGAUGCUGCCCUCAGGUCAGAAACACACAUGCACAUAUACCAUUGACAGCUAAAAUAACUGGCAAUCACAACCCAAUUCGCAGAAAAGAAAAACAGAAAAGAGAAACACAAUUGUCACAAAAUGCCUUUAAACCUUUUCUACCAUUUCACCAGCUCAGCGUCACGUAUUGUAGACCUUUGAGUUGAUUAUUGUGAAAUUAUUGUUGUCUGAACUUUUAAUGACAAAUAUAAUGGAGGGAUUUUGAUAAUGAACCUGUAAAAUAGUCAAGUUUGGUAGAGAUGUAAAGCCAACAGAUGAUGAGAGAAAUAACUGUAGAUUGUCCUAUUAAUAGUGUGCAUAUGACAGACUCGCCUGUUUGAAUUGAGGUUACACCAUGUGUAGCAGUGUGACAGCUGUGUGUAUAUUUGAUGUUUCAAACUGUGCUAGUUACCGUAUGGGGAUCUUCGAAAUGUUCAAUUUGUUAUGAUUUGAGAAAAAGUCAAGUUAAAUUACAGUUAAAUUACAGUUAAAUUACAGUUGACUGAGGGAUUGAAAUUUGAUCACAUCUCUCUGACAACAUUAGAAACCAAAAAUGCUUUGGGCUGUGUGUGUACAGGGUAAUAAAGUUAAAUAUUAGGAAACCAAAGGAGUUUCCCAAAGCUAAUUGUGCUUGUUGUGGAACAUUUAUAAGCUGUGUAUGUGUGUGUGUGUGUGUGUGCUUUUCCAUUUGCAACAACAAAGUCUAAAGGAUUAUUGUUAUUAAUAAUUAAUA
Micropterus dolomieu (smallmouth bass) is the source of this 2821-nucleotide messenger RNA. RefSeq names its product lanC-like protein 3. The coding region runs from base 31 to 1371 and encodes 446 amino acids. The record is from RefSeq and is a predicted model, not a curated record. Gene Ontology annotation, cellular component: plasma membrane. The transcript is spliced from 5 exons. Lineage: Eukaryota; Metazoa; Chordata; Actinopteri; Centrarchiformes; Centrarchidae. Gene Ontology annotation, biological process: peptide modification; carbohydrate metabolic process.